Pochonia chlamydosporia 170 is the source of this 1845-nucleotide messenger RNA. RefSeq names its product signal recognition particle protein. Gene Ontology annotation, biological process: SRP-dependent cotranslational protein targeting to membrane. The record is from RefSeq and is a predicted model, not a curated record. The transcript has 3 exons. Gene Ontology annotation, cellular component: signal recognition particle, endoplasmic reticulum targeting. Gene Ontology annotation, molecular function: signal recognition particle binding; 7S RNA binding; endoplasmic reticulum signal sequence receptor activity. Bases 1 to 1845 code for a protein of 614 amino acids. NCBI's taxonomy places the organism in Eukaryota, Fungi, Ascomycota, Sordariomycetes, Hypocreales, Clavicipitaceae.
AUGGAUAUCACCAGCUACGUGGUGCAGGGCCGGGACCAGGCCCUGCUCUACGGAGACUACUCCACCUAUCAUGAACAACUGGCCAAACGUCUGCUCAGCUCUCGCAAGAAGUUGGGCAUUGUCACCAAAAAUCGAGGCAAAUUCCAGAAGAAGGAUUCAGUUACAUCAGAGGAUGUAUCCUCCAACAAUGAAUAUGUCCAUUUGCUUCUUCUGACGAGCGAGCGAGCCUGGGCACAGGCAAUGAGCAUCAAAGCUUCGCACUCCGCCGCGCAAAAGGACAUCACCGGCCGCACAAAAUCGCAUAUUGUUUCCCGCCUCACCAAGGCUUGCCGAGCGGCGGAUCGCCUGGUUGAGAUCCUGUCAGACUCGACGGCUGGCGCUUCGGCCGACGACAUACUCGAAGCAAAAUCUUACUCUGCUCUGAUCCGCGGCGCCAUGCUAUUCGAGAAGCACAACUGGGAGCUCUGUCUUCAGAGCUAUGCCGUCUCCCGCGUCAUCUACAGUGCGCUCGCAAGCGCCGGCAAAGGCGACCUUUUCAAAGACCUCUUAUCUGAGACCAUUGAUCCUUCUAUCCGAUACGCCGCCUACCAAUUGAAGACGCCACGAACGGUCCCUAUUCCAACGAUUGCGAAGAAUUCAUUCCCUCGAUCAGACGAUGCGCUCGUCAAAGAAAUCAACCGUCUGGAUCCCAGCAUCCUCGCCGAAGGCGACGAGGCGUCUAAGCUAGCCGGAGCCGCAGAGAAUGCGCCUAGAACAAUCACAUGGCGCUCUCGAGAAGUUCAAAUCGAAGAUGCUCAGAUAUCACUGGCAUGGGCUUCCGUAGAAACUGCGAAAGCCAACCUCUCCAGCAAUCUGGCGCAGUCGCAAAACAAGCAACCCUACGAAAUUGCCGGCCAGUACGACGAGAUCCUGAUGGCCACACAAGACGCUGUCGACGCAACGAAGCAGGCCAUUGACGAGCUCAAGGCGGAGGGCGUGCCCCAAAGCGACCCCCGCAUGCAGAGACUGCAAAUCACCCGCACAGCCGUCAAUUACGAGAUGGUUAGUUGGAGAAUUGGCCGCAACAGAGUUCUCACCGGGCACAACGACGGCGGACCCGAGGAGUACAGCUCCAGAAGGAGAAAAGUCAAGUCCUUCAAGGACGGCGAGGCAACUGAGCAAAAGAAGCCGCGGGAGCUUCCGCCCAGCAAGAAGCUCGCCAAGCUGAAGGAGAAGGUAGCGCUGUACGACGGCACACUGCAAAACUUCGAGUCGAUCAAGGAGCUUCCCGGCAUAGCAGCCGACGAAGAGCUCGCCGGGAAGCUCAACAGCUACGAAAAGUACUUUGAAGCACUAAAAUGUCUCUCCAUCGCACGCUCCCACGCCAUCACCAACGCCGCCACCAACGCCCUCGCUCUCAUCAACCACGCCAACUCCCUCAUCCAAGAAGCGUCCGCCAACCUACCACAAGGCCACGACAACACCCAACACCAAACCAGCCCGCUAAACAUCGACGUCUCUUCCGAAGCCAUCUCCUUCCUCGGCAACCUCCUCAACGGAGAACUCCAACGCUACCGCGCCAUCGUCCACAUGCACAACCUCCGUGACGCAGAGCGCGAAACCACCAAGGAGGACAUAGACACCCCCCUCAUCUCCAAGCUGCACACGUACCCUCAGCGCGUAAACCUCCGCAAGAUAGUGCAGUUCCCUCCCAAGAUGGAGCUCAUCCCCAUGAAACCAAUCUUCCUCGACGUCGCGUGGAACUACAUCGACUACCCGGGUAUGACACCAACACCAACAGCACCCAGCACAACCACACAAGAGGAACAGCCCAAGAAGAAAGGCUGGUUCGGUUUCGGUCGGUAA